Messenger RNA from Daktulosphaira vitifoliae (grape phylloxera), 725 nucleotides. Its product is annotated as 2-Hydroxyacid oxidase 1-like. Lineage: Eukaryota; Metazoa; Arthropoda; Insecta; Hemiptera; Phylloxeridae. The transcript is spliced from 4 exons. The coding region runs from base 113 to 661 and encodes 182 amino acids. The record is from RefSeq and is a predicted model, not a curated record. Gene Ontology annotation, molecular function: oxidoreductase activity.
AACUAAUAAAUGUUAUUAUCUAAAAGAGUUAACUGUAAAUUUAAUAAUUUAUUAAUUAACAAAUAAUAUUUAAUAUUUAUUUUGGUAUUCCCAAACAACAUUUUUUAGUAAUAUGUUUGGAAAACUUGUAAGUGUAAAAGAUUAUGAAAACUAUGCAGCUAAUACAUUAUCAAAAACAGUUCUUGAUUUCUAUAAAAGUGGAGCUUGUGAUGAAUAUACACUUUCACUUAAUGAACAGGCGUUUAGUAGGUUACGGAUCAUCCCUAAUAUGUUACGUAAUGUUUGCAACCGUAACUACAACUUAACCAUCUUAGGUAAUCAAGUGAAAAUUCCAAUUGGUAUAUCUCCAUGUUCUAUGCAUAAAAUGGCCCAUGAGGAUGGAGAAUGUGCAUCUGCUCAAGCUGCUGGAAAACAUGGAGCAAUAUUUAUACUUGCAACAUUAUCUACGUGUAGCAUAGAAGAAGUAGCACUUGCUGCACCUGAAACUAUUAAAUGGUUUCAAUUAUACAUUUACAAAGAUAAAGAAAUAAAUAAGACAUUAAUAAAACGAGCUGAAAAAGCUGGAUACAAGGCCCUUGUAAUAACUGUUGAUGUUCCAGUUAUGGGUAUUCGAUACAAAGAUGAAAAAAAUAAAUUCUACCUACCUAGUUAUUUGAAGUAGGUUACAUAAUUACAUUUUCAUAUUGUUCUAAAACCUGACCAAAUGGAAAAUAAGGUGAUAAAAA